UCUUUCAUCUCUUGUCGAAAGACUAAAGAGGGUCGUUUUCUCAUUGCACUUUUACCUUUUUUCCAAUUGCAUUCUGAUAUUCAUCAUUGCUUAAAUAGGUACCAACUUUUAAGGUUAUUUUGAUGGCUUUCUUGAUACCUGUGUUGUUGAGCAAACGAAAUCUAGACAUGUUUGUUAGCAGUGCCCUCUGGUUGUUGCUGCUCAGUUGUAGCUUCAGCUUUGGCGUUGAGAGCGAUAUCAACUGCUUGAAAAGUAUAAAAGCAUCACUUGAGGACACUUUAGGUUACUUAAACUCUUCAUGGGAUUUCAACAACAACACUGAAGGCUUCAUCUGCAACUUUCUCGGGAUCGAGUGUUGGCACCCUCACGAGAGCAAGGUUCUGAACAUCAAGCUUUCGGACUUGGGACUAAAAGGUCAGUUCCCUCGGGGCGUAGAAAAUUGUACAAGCUUAACAGGUUUAGAUCUUUCAGGCAACAUGCUCAGUGGACCUCUUCCUCAUGAUAUCGAUAAAAUUCUUACGUGGGUUACGUCUCUUGAUCUCUCUUCCAACAGCUUCUCAGGGCUGAUCCCCGCGACAUUUUCCAAUUGCAGCUAUAUGAAUGUGCUCAAGCUUGAUAACAACCAGUUCUCGGGUAACAUUCCGGCAGAAGUUAACCAGCUAACUAGGCUUAGAACUUUUAGUGUGGCCAACAAUCUUCUGUCGGGCCAAGUGCCACCAUUCGGUGAGAAUAUUGCUUCAAUUAGAAGGGACAGUUAUGCAAACAAUCCUGGACUUUGUGGAUACCCCCUCAAGCCUUGCCCAUCAAUAUCUCAAAAGAAGUCCUUGAAUGUGGUUAGGGUGUUCAAGUCGAAUGGUGUAACUAUGGUGGCAGCAGCUGGUUUUGGUAUUGGUUUCGUUUUCUCUUUUUCUUUUUUUUUCUUUUAAGAUGAGCUCCAACAGCCUCGUGUGUCCUUAUUUGGUCAUGUACUCGAACACAGUUAAAAAAGACACCCGCGGGAUUGUCGUUGCAAAUAAUACAUACAA
Prunus dulcis (almond) is the source of this 1025-nucleotide messenger RNA. Its product is annotated as probably inactive leucine-rich repeat receptor-like protein kinase At5g48380. The record is from RefSeq and is a predicted model, not a curated record. Lineage: Eukaryota; Viridiplantae; Streptophyta; Magnoliopsida; Rosales; Rosaceae. Gene Ontology annotation, molecular function: protein binding. Bases 123 to 926 code for a protein of 267 amino acids. The transcript has a single exon.